Messenger RNA from Nanorana parkeri, 322 nucleotides. It is a transcript of the gene NDUFA1, whose product is annotated as NADH:ubiquinone oxidoreductase subunit A1. The transcript has 3 exons. The coding region runs from base 74 to 286 and encodes 70 amino acids. Lineage: Eukaryota; Metazoa; Chordata; Amphibia; Anura; Dicroglossidae. The record is from RefSeq and is a predicted model, not a curated record.
GAGUGACCCUGAGCUGCGGCCUGCUUGCUGUUUUGUACAGACACUCUUGGAGAUAUCGGUGCAGUGUGCCAUCAUGUGGUAUGAAAUCUUGCCGUGCUAUGCCAUCAUGACCGUCUGCAUGAUGAUCCCCGGAUUCUCCUCAAUGUACAUUCCACGAGCUUUCUAUGGGGGCAAGGAGAAGAGAAUUGCUCGGUUUCCAUACCAAUGGUGCCUCAUGGAGAGGGACAGACGAGUUUCAGGAGAACAGCUCUAUUUCAAAUCAAAGGGUUUGGAAAAUAUUGACUGAACGUGAACCUCUGGCAGAACUUCUAUCUCACUGGCA